AUGUUUUUCUCCUCAAUAAGCUCCUUCUUCCGAAGAAGCAAAGUUUGUCUUCUGUUCUCGAUGAUGAUUUUGACGAUUACAUUUUGUACCCGAGAAGUUGACGCGGCGAUUGGGAAUCACGGAAGAGGAACAGGAGGACGGUCGCCGAGACGAAGUUCACCGAGGAAAGCAUCCACUUCCUCGUCACAAGGAGGACAACAAAAUCAACAAAAUCAACAAGUGCAACCACCGCAACUCGAACAACCACCGCCAAGAAAACGAACGUGGAUGAACCAUUUCGUCGUCCAUAAAGGGUGGAACUGCACGCAAAUUCCUUCGAAUCCAGUCAUCAUAGGCGGCGACGGCGGCGGCGCGGGGAAGUCUUUAGAGAAGUUUUUAUUCGAAGCGAACGCGGUACAGUUCGGUCCAGUGGACGAGGACGGGAAUUCUGUGGCACAAAAAGAAAGUGGAGUGGAUACGAUGGUUUUAGACAUCAUGGAGUGGGCGAAGAGACCUUUGUACGAUCCGAACGAUAUGCCGUAUAAGUUGCAAUACGACGUGGCGGACCAUUUGUGUAGGAUGUUCGCGAGGCAGGAGAAGUGGGUGCACCCGGAUCAAACGGAAACGUACGUGUCGAAGAAAGAUAUUCCGAGGUGGGGAUGGAAAGAUCCGUACGCGCAGUAUUUGUUGCCGUUGUUUGCGGAUACGUAUUUGAGGAAAGCAACGUACGUGCAUUUGGUGAGAGAUCCGAGGACGUUUCCCAUCGGAGGUUUACACGAAAAGGAAAGACGAUUGCAACGAAAAUAUUUCGGCGAGGAGAGAUGGGAAAAGUUGACGAAAAAGUUUGAACGAGAGUGGGAACAUUUGAAAAAGCACAAGCAAAUGCGAAACGUGAAGAAAGAGGACGUGAUUGACUUGUUGAGAACAACCGCGCAUUGGACGGCGGUGAACUUUGAAGUGGCCGCGUUCGCGCUCGGACCGUAUCGCAACCACGCGAUUAUUUUAAAGAGCGAAGAUUUGGUCCAACCUAGAAACGAACACUGGAAGUUAGUCGGGAGCGACGGAAGUGCAAAACCGGCGCACAUGUUAAGAGUGCGACCGCUGAAUAAAUUGAUUCAGUUAUUAAAGUUACCGGCGGAUACGGCGAAUGAAAUUUCGACGUUUCAAUACUUGCGCUCGAAAGCGUCGCAUUUCUCAAGGCACGAGAAAGAUUUCGAUUACCGCGUCAACUCGCCUUUAGUGGACGUUCAAACGCGAAUCGCUAACAGGACGUUGACGUUACUGAAAUACCCAACCGACCCGGAUUUGUUCGUCCCGGACCACCCGGACGACGACCACCCGCUCGCGCACGGCCACAGAGUCUCCGAAUCCUACGUCGACCCCGAAACCAACGAACAAGACGCGACCAUCUACGCCCACCCGGAGCACCGAUACACGGACGAAACAACCUUUACACAUCCAGACGACGAGCACGAAAUCGACUCCCGCACCGGCCGCAUCAAAGAAUACGAACACAUGCUCGGCAUGCAACUCAAACCGACCGAGCGAAGAAACGAACACGAGAGGAAACAAAUCCCGCCGGAAACGGACGAACACCGACGGAUCAAGAAAAUGUUAGACGAUCACGUCAUAAAGAACGAUAUCUUAGAUAACAUGGUCGUCAGAGGACAAAAAGUGAAAGAUUUGAUGAUGCAGUAUAAGAAAAAAAAGAAGAUGUAG
This is a messenger RNA of Bathycoccus prasinos, 1698 nucleotides long. RefSeq lists its product with no specific name. The coding region runs from base 1 to 1698 and encodes 565 amino acids. The transcript has a single exon. Lineage: Eukaryota; Viridiplantae; Chlorophyta; Mamiellophyceae; Mamiellales; Bathycoccaceae. The record is from RefSeq and is a predicted model, not a curated record.